UCGAUUAUGCGCGCGAUUGUUUCGCGGUAUAGAUGCUUCAGAGGAUUUUGGGAGGUAGCGUGGAUUUAGUUGGAGAGAGGGGAGGGGAGUGUUUGCUUUGGAAGGUGGAUGGAGAGACUUACUGCAGAGAGUGCGUUAGUGAGUUCUGCGACUCGUUUCGGAGUUUCGCUGAAGUUUUCGAUGGUCUUGGUAGUGAUGGCUAACUGAUUUCUUUUGGCGGAGUAGAAUUGAGUUGUUUUAAGAUUGGAAGAUAGAGCAAUGUGACGAUCAUUUGGGACGCCAGUUAGUGAUUGUGCAUAUGAAGCUCGCUGAGGGAGGGUUGGAGAGAAUAAGAGACUGGCUGGUCGAGUGUGUGCCUCGCUUGUCGUGUGAAAAUUCCCAUCACAUGUGCUUCAGGGAUAUCAAUACAAUCAUGUGCUUACAAUCACAGGCCGAGGCCAAGAAGGAUUGCUCUUCCUUGGACUAGUUUGUUUCUUCACUUCUUCAUGCGAGUCAUCUCCACGCCUCGUCGAACUCGAGUGAAUGGCUUGCAAAUGUUAGCCUCCAUGAUGUCAAUGAUUGUGCUAACAGUCACUCAGUAAAUUAUUGAGCAAGCACUUAAUUAGUUAGUAUGUACUUAGCUGCUUAGUAGUGACCUUAUUGUUACAAAUCGAAACUGGAAUCAUUUUUAGCAGUUAAGUGCCAGUACCGGACAUGUUUCCAGGCUAUAGUACUCUCAGCAGAUGUUCGUAGAGGCGAUUCAUUAAUGGGAUGUCAGUUUUGUGCAUAGCUCGUGGUUUAAAAUCAGAACGUGCGAAGACGUUGUAGUGGAGCGUUACUGACCAAACAUAAUCCAGUUUUGAAAGCCUUUUCUGGCACUUUAGGUUGCAAUUUUUUUGCAGCUGUGUGUAAGAAUGCUAAACAAAUUUUCCUUCAACUUUGAGCGUCAACAUCUCACUAAGUGCCUUUCUCACUGGAAAACUAUGGAAGAACGACUCGUGCCCUCGGUUGGAAGGAGCAAAGCGAGUCUCUUCCUGUGACUGAGUAGCUCAGUGAAUAAAUCAGUUGCUGGGAACUACGGGGAUAUCAGAGGCCCUAAAACUCAGCUUACAGGAGCUAAUGAAGGAGUGUAGGUUGACCCAAUUUCUGGGUGGAGACUUAUGCUACGCCAUGAAUCGACCUCUCUCGAUUACUCGUGUGGUGCAAAUUGAAAGUUAAAUCUGCAGAAAAAUAUCACAACGUAUGAGCAUUGCAGUGGAGAGAUCAAUCUUCCUUAUUUGAGGUUUGGAGGCAGCUUACGAUGGGGGCUCCGGGUCCACCAGGGGGUUAUGAUCUUCACAAAUACUUCAGAGGACCAACUCAAAGCGCUUAUCCACCUCAAUCGGGUGGCUACCAACCCUCAUCUCCAGGCAACUCUUUUCAUCAUCAGCCUUCUCAUGGCUCCUAUCCACCUGGGAGCAAUUCUCCCAGCAGCUUCCCACCAAGUUUGAAUGCGUAUCCUCACGUUCAAAUUUCAAACUACUCAUACAAUGCUACGCCACCUCAACAAUCCGGCUCUCCAGUGUACCAUGGCCAACAGUUCAUGCAUUACAACCAAGAUCAUGGGCUUCGCACUCAGGUCCCUUAUUCAACUUCUCCUUUCAGUCAGCAAGCUGCGCCACCAUUUUCUCAACCUCCUUCAUCUCCUUCACACUCUAACCAACCUCAAUCUUCUCUUCCUUUGCCAUCGUCCAUUUCCUCUAACCCCAAAUUCUCUCAAACCAGCUUGCCGUCUAGCCCUUCUAGUCAUCCAUUUGAUGGACCGCGCCUCAUGGCGCUCUUAACUACUCAGCAGUCCGGAGGUCAAGACGCCCACGAUGAUCACGAAAAUCCAUCUAUACCCGGAGUUCCCCGUAGCUCUCCCAGGCUCUUACCCUCGUCGAGACAAACAGAUGUUUCGUCUGGCAAAGAGGUGUGCGGUCCUCCACCUCCAAUGUCUCCAGCAUUGCCUUCAGCACCACCUGUUCCUUCUGCAGCACCAGGGCGGUUAUCCUCGAAAACUUCCAAGGGACGAUAUCUUAGGGGCGAACAUGUCAUUUAUGAUGUGGAUGUACGCAAACCGGGAGAGGCACAACCACAAUUGGAAAUGAGCUCGAUUACCAUGUACGGAUCAGAUCCAGGCCUGGUACUGGGAAGACAGAUUGCAGUGAACGAAAAGUACAUAUGUUAUGGAUUGCGUGACGGCCGUAUUCGCAUACUCAACAUCACAAAUGCACAGAAAAUAUUGCUUCGCGACCAUACACAGAGAGUAUCUGAUAUGGUUUUCUUUUCAGAGAGCGCGCAUCUUUUUGCAAGCGCGAGUGAAGAUGGAAGAAUUUUUGUACGUCGAAUUUAUGAAGGAUUUGGGGAGGAUGGGAAAAUAACAGCGAACAUUCUUCUCGGUAUUCAACUUGUCGGGGAUUGGGAAAUGUGUCAUCCUCGUCUGUGCUGGCAUCCAAGUACGCAGGAAAUUAUCUUCGUUGCGAUUGGAAAAUAUGUUGUCACAAUUGACAUAAGCAAGACGGAGCAAUCCACAGGCCAUGACGGAAUCAAUUCAGAACAUCCUCUUGUAUGUCACUUAGGGAGUUCUCACAAAGGAAUCUCAGUGACUGGACAACAUGAUGAUGUAGUCACUGAUUUAUGUGUCCCUGCUUCGGGUCCAUUCCGUUUGACAUCAGCCUCAAAAGACGGCACGGUACGCGUUUGGGGAGAACAGAAGAACUGUCUUUCUAAGUUCACACCAUACGAUGGAAAUGCUGUGGAUGCAGUGCGCUAUAUAUCCGCACCACAAAGCACGGGUCGGCAGUUUCUGCUUACAGGGGGACCUUCGAAUCAGAAUAUAAAACUCUGGAACCGUGAUGAACUGCCGUCUAAGUCUAGUCAAGAUGUUUGGAAAUGCAUCCAGACACUUGAGUUCCAAAGCUCUAGCAUUUGCAAACCGGAGGAAUCGUUUUUCAACCAUAUUAUUGGGGCGCCUCGAGCAGGUCUCAUUUUAAUUGCUAAUGCUAAGAAGCAUGCAAUUUAUGCAAUUUAUAUAGAUUUCAACUCUUCCUCUGUCGCUCCUCGAAUGGCCUAUUUGGCUGAAUUUUCGGUGGCGACACCAAUCCUUAGCUUCACAGUUACUGAUAAUUCUGUCAACGAAAAGGGUGAGGGCAUCAUUAAGGUGUUCUGUGUUCAGACGCAAGCAAUUCAACAGUAUGCGCUUGAUUUAUCACAAUGCUUACCUCAUACUUUAGAUGAGUACCAUUCGGAGGGCUCUACUCCUAGCACCCCUAAAAAAAGCUUUAGUGUGACACAGGCACAAUGGACUCUAACUUCAUCUGCUUUCCCUGCACUUGAGAAAGGUCACCAAAAUCUAAUGACCACUUCGAGCUCCGCAGGAGUCACAAUCGUGCCUUCCUUGGGUGCCAAUCCUGGUAUUCCUCCAAGGCCCACAGCAUUUGGCAGCUUGGUUGAAAUCGGGGGUCGUAUGCAACAAUAUGUGACAGAAGCAAAUAGACUAACCGAUGCGACAAAAGCGAUCUCACUUGUGCCUUCAAAAGAAUCUCAAGAUGGAAUAGCGAAAGCAAUAAAUCCAACUUUUGCAGAAGGAUCACAAUCAAGUCCUAGAUUGAACUCAAGACCGGAGGUUACGAGGGAAGUCCUGUCAUCCUCGAACAUGGUUAAACCACCUGCUCCAAUUGCACGGAGGCGUUCAAGGUCAAGAAGUCCUGCGAGAGUGACCGAUAUGCAGUACGUAUCCGCGCAUAGUACUUACUCGAAGCACAGAGCUGAGAAAGCAGAAAUGGGAAGGGACAUGUGGGUGGAGGGGGACGGAACAGAAGCGCCACCUUCAGCACCAGUUGACUUGGAUCGUACUUCUUCAAGUAGCCAUUCUGUUGAGGAUGAAAACUAUUCGAAAGAGGAAAAAGAAGAGGUUCAAAGUAGCAGUGGUUUGCAACCAAGCACCAUUCAGCAGCUUCGAAGCCCCCAUUUAAUGAGCCCUUCUGACAUUUUGUCCCUUGCCGCAUGCGCCAAAGGAGAAGUUGCCUCUGUUCAAAAUGUUUCAGAAGAUGCUCCUACUUCAGAUGGAGCCUCAAAACUUGUAGAUGUGGAAGAUUGGCAAGAAGAUACGCGAUCGAGUCUUUUAUUUAAUCUGAAAAAGCUCGGCAGUGGAGCUAUUCAUCAGAAUAAAAUUGCCGACAUAUCAGAUGACCCUAGAGAAGAUGCGGUCGAUGGCUCUACAAUAGCCUCAAUUUUAGGAGCCUUUGAGGGAGUUGAUGAGAGCGGCACUCCGUUCAUUGAAAAAGACAUAGCAGUGGUCCAGAAUGUGGGCGAAUACGAAACUGAACUUGAAUUGCCCGGGUUUGCGACUAUGGCAGGUUGUGAUGACGUCCAAACCGACAAGUUAAUGGAAGAAAAGAAAUUAUCUUCUGCAGAUUCAGAUUCAAAACAUGAACUGAAAAGUGUGCUGGCAAAGCAAUGUGAAGCGGGUGUUGGUAAUUUUACUGCUCAACAACCUGUAAAAGGAAGGAAGAGUAAGAAUAAGAACAACGUCGCUACUUCAGGCCUACCUCUGAUCACUAAUCCCUCACAAUCCUCCGCGGCUCCUGCAACACUGAGUGAAUGUGAAACGGUGUCAAGUCUGAAUUCGGCUCUAUUGGACCCUGGCCUAACAACUCAAAUUGCUACGAUGCAAGAGUCACUAAAUCAGGUGCUUGCAAUUCAAAGGGAGCUGCAGAAGCAGAUGACAGUAUUGACAGCAGCUUCCCUUUCUAAGGAAACCAAGAGAUUGGAAGGCGCUUUUGGCCAGCGUAUGGAGAAGAUUGUUAAAGCAAAUGUGGAUGCCAUGUGGGCACGGAUCGGUGACGAGAAAGGGAAGAGAGAGAAGCAAGAUCGUGAUAGAGCGCAGCAAUUCUCUACAUUUAUAAGCAAUUUUAUCAGUAAGGAUAUGCCAGCUGCCUUGGAAAGAGUACUAAAGAAGGAAAUAGCUUCUCUCGGGCCUACAAUUACUCAGUUUCUGCUUCAACCUCUCCAAAAAUCAGUGUCCACAGGAGCGACUGAGACUUUCCAGAGUGCUAUUGAAAAAAUUCUGCCACAGUUUGAGAAAACAACACUUGCAAGGUUGGAGGCUGCUAUGAUCAGGCAACUCAAGACUCAAUUUCAAACGACUGGGAGACAAGCAAUGCAGGAAUCACUUCGGAGUGGCUUUGAGAGUUUAGUGAUACCAGCAUUUGAACGGUCUUGUCAAUCCAUGUCAGCACAGCUAAGCACUGCCUUCUAUAGGGGUAUGGCUGAGCAUGCUUCUGAUGGCCAGCGGCAAUGUUCUUCAGCAGAUACUACUCUUGCCACUACUCUUCAGGAAGUAAUUGGCGACGCCUCAGCUUUAGCGGAAGUCUUGAAAGAGGACUUGAAGGAUAGCACUGAAAAGCUUCUCGAUCUUGUGGAAGCGGCGAGUGUAAAUGUGUCGCGAUAUGGCGAGAUUCAGCAGAGCAAAGGGAGCUUACCUGAAAAGGCGCUCUCGGCACAACAAUUGGAACAGACUUUAGAUCCAACCAUUGAGCUACGCAAACUGGUUCAUGAAGGAAAAAUGGAGGAGGCCUUCAACAAAGCACUGUCAUCUAGUGAAUUUCAACUGGUUUCUUGGCUGUGCCAACAGCUUGACCCCAGUGACCUUUCAACGAUGCCUCCGCCUUUGAGCCAAGGAGUGUUGCUGUCUCUGGUGCGAAACUUGUCCUUUGAUCUGCACAAGGACACAGGGCAUAAGAUCCAGUGGAUUAAAGAGGCGGCACUAGCCCUGGAUCUCAAUGACCCUCGCUGGAUUCCACAUAUGCGUGGAUGCCUGGAACAAUCCUACCUAAACUGCCUACAAAUGAUGGAUGUUGCAAUGAUGCAGUCCGAGCAGACAGCAUUAAAGCUUGUUGUACAUAUCAUCAACUCUUUGCUAAGUUCUUGCAAAUGACAGGGGAUCUACGGCGCCGAAAUUGAAUUGAAGGUACUUCUACUUUUAUAACCGUUGUUCCACGAAGAAUGGUAAGCACAGACCAAUCCUGGGGAAAACUUGAAUCCUUGAGCUCUCGCUAGAAUGUGGUCGGGGUUCGUUUGAGAUCGUCGCAGACAGGAACAUGCACACAUUCUCUUGUCAAAUAGGAAGGAAGGCUUCUGCAAUGCCCUGCAGAAUUGCGGUAGGCAUGACCUUUGAAAUAGCCCCUAUUUGAGAACUUCAGAGCCGAGUACGUUAACAAACCCCGAACAGAUAUACAAGCUAUGUUGCUUUAAUUCUCUUCCCUCCUUAUGACUGGGGAUUAAACGAAGAACGAAGACACACUCCCUGCAAUACCCACUUCAUGCACCUGUUUCAAUUCGUAGCUUGAGGCGUGCCCAACGUUACGAGUUCUGAACUCUUUUAAGGUAUGCAGGCAGACAUGCAGUGUGCGUGAAUCGGUUCUCAUGACCCCGCUUAUUCCAGUUGGCUUUUGAAUAGUGCAUGUGGAAGGCAACAACAGGACCAAGUUUUGGUACAAAUGGCACUUGGAAGGGGGCCAAGCACAUGGUAGUUUGUGGAAAUCAUCAAGAUGACCUCUGUGCUGAUGUUAACAGUACUUCUAUGUUGUUCUCCUUGAGAGAGUUCAACUUUUAACUAAUCUACAGUAAAUGAUUAGAGAAUAUAAUGAGGUAUAGGAAUUCUUUCAAAAUAUUAUACUUUUCAAGCUGUGUGUUAUGUUUGAGUAAGGUUUAAAUUAUAUUUAUGUAUGAUGGAGUACUUUUCUUCUUAAUUCCAUCCAUUGUGAAGAUAGAAGAUUGGACAAAGGAACGUAAACAAGACAUCCAUCCCAGGAAGACUAUGUUAUAUAUUGGUUAGGCCUUUUUGAUUUUAUAAAUUUAAUUUGGUGUGUAUUUUGCUAAUAUAAAUGGUAACAGAGGUUGGAUAUUUUUGUCCUUAA
This is a messenger RNA of Physcomitrium patens, 6920 nucleotides long. Lineage: Eukaryota; Viridiplantae; Streptophyta; Bryopsida; Funariales; Funariaceae. The record is from RefSeq and is a predicted model, not a curated record.